Messenger RNA from Tripterygium wilfordii, 798 nucleotides. Its product is annotated as protein BUD31 homolog 2. Lineage: Eukaryota; Viridiplantae; Streptophyta; Magnoliopsida; Celastrales; Celastraceae. The coding region runs from base 164 to 601 and encodes 145 amino acids. The record is from RefSeq and is a predicted model, not a curated record. Gene Ontology annotation, cellular component: nucleus; spliceosomal complex. The transcript has 4 exons. Gene Ontology annotation, biological process: mRNA splicing, via spliceosome.
AGACAUACGGACACAUUCAUAUCAGACUUUAGCUACCCGACGCCGAGGCCGCUAUUCUCCUGGAGUCCGACUCUCCAGUCUGCUCUGCCCAACGCCGAUCUCCGAAUUUGACUCUCCAGUCUCCCUCCCCUCCAAUCUUCGCUCCAUUCUCAAGGGUUGGACAAUGCCGAAGGUUAAAACAAACCGUGUAAAGUACCCAGAAGGCUGGGAGUUGAUUGAGCCUACUCUUCGUGAAUUACAAGCAAAAAUGAGAGAAGCGGAGAAUGAUACUCAUGAUGGUAAGAGAAAAUGUGAGACAUUGUGGCCUAUUUUCAAAAUAGCCCAUCAGAAGAGCCGCUACAUAUUUGAUCUUUAUCACCGGAGAAACGAAAUAUCUAAGGAGUUAUAUGAGUUCUGUUUGGAUCAAGGAUAUGCGGACAAAAACCUUAUUGCAAAGUGGAAGAAGCCGGGUUAUGAACGUUUGUGCUGCUUACGGUGCAUGCAACCACGGGAUCACAACUUUGCAACUACAUGUGUCUGUCGUGUGCCCAAGCACCUAAGGGAGGAGAAGGUUAUAGAGUGUGUCCAUUGCGGUUGUAGGGGUUGCGCUAGCGGAGAUUAACUGUUCCUCCCUUCUAGAACCCCCGUUAGCUUGUUUGUAAACUUGUUUGUAAUUUGCAACUACUGAUUCUGAUGCUCCUUAAGCUAUUCCUUUGAAGGUGUAAUGGAGACCUGUUAGGCUUUGCUGUUGAACUAUUAAGGGUUGUGUUGAUCGAUCUAUGACUUGAAGCUUUGUGUGAUUGAUGGAGCAUUUAUCUU